Linum trigynum is the source of this 243-nucleotide messenger RNA. NCBI's taxonomy places the organism in Eukaryota, Viridiplantae, Streptophyta, Magnoliopsida, Malpighiales, Linaceae. The record is from the annotation of a GenBank genome assembly.
AUGCAUGGUCUCGGCCUCGAUCUUCGUCUGAAAGUCUCCCGGGUGGAUCUGAUUGAUAACCUGCGUGCUCAGUUCGUCUGCCGCAAGUUAGACACUAUGGUUGGUCGUCCUUUGUACCGGGUCAAUGUCCCAGGGGGAGUGACUGCAGACAAAGUAGUUCCUUCUGAAGAUGGGCUUGGGCUCAGCCUUACUGAUCUCGUAGAUGUAUCUGAUGACAUACCUUCGCCAAAGUAUCCAUUCUGA